AUGAGGGACAAGCACUUUAACCAAUAUUUUAGUCCCUUUAGUCAUCCACAGCACAUCCAGGUGGUUCCUGUGGACAAUAAACAUGGUGUGGAGGUGUGGUGUGGCUACAGGAAGGUUUCUAUUCGCAUAAAUACAGCAAAGAUUAGGGUUAAAGGUGCAGAUUCUGACUUCUACCUGGGGACGUGUCCCAUAUCUCGCUCCAUGGGAAGCUACCUCUACUUCCACUAUGACCUCAAUGACCGUGGUAGUUCAUUAAAGGCCAUUAAGCGCUUCAGAGCAUCUCAGUUUCUCCUCAGACAGUUGGACAUCAUCUAUUCCAACAGUGUUGAGUUCACGCCAGCAGGUUCGGAGGACGAGGAGGAGGUGAUCAGAGUAAUGCCGCUAACCCUGCCCAUCCAGUGUCUGUAUAACAGAUUUCACUAUUCUUAUAAAAUGGGCUAUGUUCCCCACGGUCCGUGGACAUUCCGGAGGACCCUGGGUGCCAAACACAGGUUCACUUUGUCCGUGUGUAACGAGAAAUGGGAGAUUCUCGCUGUAAAUGAAGGAGUUGGUCUCGGGGAACCGCUAUAUUUCGAAGCCGCUGCAGCUGACGUCUUGGCGGAGGACGAGAGGAUCUUCAUCAGUUCUUGUCAUAUGACUGCAUCCAAAGAUCCAAACUCCACCCCACGACAUGAUCUUAUCAGCAAUUCUGGAUGAAGUUCCUCCAGAAAUACACAGAAGAGCAGGAGGAGGUGGUUUUUCAGGGUGGAGUUGAGGAAAGCCUGAGCCCUGCAGAGGUGGACGAUGAGCAUGCAGUGCAGCAGGUUCUUACCUGGCCAGGACUAAACAUCACCCCGGUCAGAGAGGAGGAGGAGGAGGAGGAGGAGCGCAACAUUCAGGUGAAGUUCCUUCAGAAAGAC
Pygocentrus nattereri (red-bellied piranha) is the source of this 899-nucleotide messenger RNA. RefSeq lists its product as uncharacterized. Gene Ontology annotation, cellular component: extracellular matrix. The record is from RefSeq and is a predicted model, not a curated record. Gene Ontology annotation, biological process: positive regulation of acrosome reaction; binding of sperm to zona pellucida; egg coat formation. Gene Ontology annotation, molecular function: acrosin binding. The coding region runs from base 1 to 696 and encodes 231 amino acids. Lineage: Eukaryota; Metazoa; Chordata; Actinopteri; Characiformes; Serrasalmidae. The transcript is spliced from 7 exons.